This is a messenger RNA of Hippopotamus amphibius kiboko, 957 nucleotides long. Its product is annotated as vomeronasal type-1 receptor 4-like. NCBI's taxonomy places the organism in Eukaryota, Metazoa, Chordata, Mammalia, Artiodactyla, Hippopotamidae. Gene Ontology annotation, cellular component: membrane. The record is from RefSeq and is a predicted model, not a curated record. Gene Ontology annotation, biological process: G protein-coupled receptor signaling pathway. The transcript has a single exon. Gene Ontology annotation, molecular function: pheromone receptor activity. Bases 1 to 957 code for a protein of 318 amino acids.
AUGCCGAGAAACCAAGGGGAGGUGGUCCUGACCACCAUCUUGCUGUUACAGAUGGUGGUUGGGGCUCUGGCCAAUGUCAUCCUUUUCUUCCUCAAUAUCUCUCCCAUCUGGCUUGGCCACAGGCAGAGACCUACACAGACGAUCCUCACCCACAUGGUUGUGGCCAAUCUCGUGAUUCUUCUCUCCCCUGGGAUUCCCCACAUAAUGGCAGCUUUUGUUUCGAGCAACCCCCUCUCUGGUCUCGGGUGUAAAUUUGUAUAUUAUAUGCAGAAAGUGUCUUGUAGCACCACCCUGUGCUCCACCUGUGUCCUGAGCACCUAUCAGUCCUUCACCCUCAUCCCCAGGAGACUGGAGGGGAUGAUGCUCAGAGGAAGAGUCCCCAAGGUCAUUGGUCCUUCCUGCUGCACCUGCUGGAUGUUAGGUUUCUUAAUGUACAUCUCUGUCCCUGUAGGAAUCACUGGUCCCCAGGACACAAACAACUAUACUGAUACCCAAGGCAGGUGGUUCUGCUCCACCUCAGCUCGUAAAGCAGGCUUUGUCUACCUAUGGUCCACCUCUGAUGCCGUGUUUAUUGGCCUCAUGGUCUGGUCCAGUGGCUCCAUGGUACUUCUCCUGCACAGACACCACCAGAGAAUGCAGUGUAUCCACACCCCCACUUGGCAGCACAAAUGCCCCCCUGAGACCAGAGCUGCCCACACCAUCCUGAUGCUGGUGGUCACCUUUGUCAUCUUCUACGUGCUGGAUUGCAUUUUGGCUUUUUAUAUCGCUGCCAUUUUAGACUUGCGCUUAUGGUUGCUGCAUAUCGCGAACAUUCUGGCUUCCUGUUUCCCCUCAUUUAGCCCCCUCCUGCUGAUCCUCAGGGAUCCUAAAACUCCUCGGUUCUGCUCUUGGGGUGAAGUGGUAAAUUCACUUAGAAGAAGAAGCUUUAGUAAUAAUCACAUGUUCUCUCUUCUGUAA